UUGCCCUCACAUUCAUAUACAUCCAUCGCGCUCUCUCUCUCUUUCUCUCUUCCUUUCUUUAUUUACUUUCUCUCUCCGCUACACUGUCUUCCAACUCAUCACUCAGCAAUAAUCCCCAAAACCCAGGAAGCAUUGAAUUGAAGAAUGAAGAGGUGAUCACCUUUUUAAAGUCCCUUGAAAUCUGUGAUUUUAGUUUGGAGUUUUGCGUAGGCACAGAAGGGUAGUUUCUGGGUUUUCACAACACUUUUGUGUUGCCUUUUUUUGGUUGGUGUUUUUUGGGGGAUUUCUACUACUGAACUAGUCAGGGCACCCAUUUGAGAAAAACUUUGAAAAAAGGAUUUUCUUUUCGAAGGUUAUUCUCUUACACUUUUUUUUUUUAACCAUUUUGAUUCCCAAGGAAGCAAUUUUUUUUUCCUCAAAAACAAACAGUCCUUUUUGUUCUUAUCUAUAUAUUGUGGGAGGCGGGUUUUUGUUGUUCAAGUUUUUUGAGUUGGGUUUUUGGGAGCUAAUAAGCAAUGGCUAGUGGGUAUUCAAUGAGAGAUGAAGAUUUUCAAGAAGAAGAUGUGUGGGGCGUUAUGAAGGAAAGAUCAGAAGAUUUAAGCCCAAAGGCGAGAAAAGUGAGGGACUACUCAUUUGGUUCAACAUCUACUCCAAGAAUGAUCAUCCCAAGGGCUAACAACAGUGAGGCAAAGAUGGCUCAUCAGCAAUCAUCAGCUCCUGUGAACAUCCCUGACUGGUCAAAGAUUUAUAGGAAGAACAACAAGAACUCAAAGAAAGGUUCAUGGGUUGAUGAUGGUGGUGAUGAUGGAGAUGAUGUUGAUGAUUAUGAUUAUGAUUAUGAUGAUGAGAUGGUCCCACCACAUGAAUAUGUUGCCAAGAAGCUUGCAAGAAGCCAGAUCUCUUCACACUCCAUGUGUGAAGGGAUUGGAAGGACCCUCAAAGGAAGAGACCUCAGCAAAGUUAGGAACGCCAUCUUAACCAAAACUGGUUUCUUAGAGUGAUCUCUCUCUGCCUAUAGCACUACCACCGUCUUCAUCAUCAUCACCAUCAUUAUCAUCAUCACUAUCAUCAUCAUCACCAUCAACAUCAUUUUGUGGAAUCAUAACCACCAUUGAAUCAUCUUCAUAUGUCAUUGUCAUCAUGUUCAUCAUAAUCUUCAUCCUCUGCCAGCAAGGGUCCCAUUUAAUCUUUUUUUUUUUUUUACUUUUACCAUUAAUUAUUACAUAUAGCAGCAUGUAAUGCACUGGGGUCGGUUGAGCUAUAUGGCAUUUGAGUUUAAAAGUUGUCAGAGCUGCUAUUUUUGAGUUUUGGAUUUUUUUCUAUUUUUCCCUUUAGGGGUAAAAAGAAAAAAGAAAAAGAAAUCUCUUGGCAGCCUCUGAAAUUUUGUCAGGAAAUUCAAAUGUUCUAUUGCAGAUGGAAUGCAACUGUAUCAGGAUAUUUAUAUGAAGCAAAA
Messenger RNA from Camellia sinensis, 1453 nucleotides. The record is from RefSeq and is a predicted model, not a curated record. Lineage: Eukaryota; Viridiplantae; Streptophyta; Magnoliopsida; Ericales; Theaceae.